Molecule: messenger RNA, 309 nt
Organism: Cetraspora pellucida
Lineage: Eukaryota; Fungi; Glomeromycota; Glomeromycetes; Diversisporales; Gigasporaceae
Source: the annotation of a GenBank genome assembly
AUGAAAAAGGCUGUUAUGGAAAUUGAAGAAAUUGAUCAUCUUUUAUGUUGUGCACAUACUUUACAACUAGUUAUAGGAAAAGGGCUAUUACUAGUUAAACAAUUAAUGAAAGAUUUAGUUAAAAUUUUACAACCUUUUGCUAAUGCUAUGAAGAUGCUUGGUGGAAGCAAAUAUACUACAAUGUCAUAUAUGUUUCCUGCUAUAUCUUCUUUUAAAAAAUUGCUUAAUAUUAUAUAUGAUGCUCAAAUUAAUAUAAAUCUUGAUAAUUCUAAUACAGUUUUUAAUGAUGAUCAAGAAUUUCAAGAAUAA